AUGGGUCUCAAACGGAAAGCUUCGGUUCUCGAAGAGUCCAUCUACCAAUUGCAAGAACAACACCAGAGCAGCCCCGUCGCGCCGUCGUUGACGUAUUCCUCUCCCGCGUCCACGACCACAGUCUCUCCCACGCACGAUUCGCGCAACAACACCGGCACGCCCUACGAUUUCUGGAAGAUCGAAGCAGUACCAUAUCUCAGCAGCCGGACGCGAAAGCGGUACCGUGACAACAGACCAGAGGAGGAGAUCAUCCACGAAAACACGCUGAGGAAACUAUACGACGCACAACGACUGCACCUCGACGAGGCCCUGCCCAUUUCCGAGGUGGUCGAUUUGCACGAGCAAGAUGACUUCGAUCAAGAAGAAGAAAAUGGAGACGUCGACAUGACAGACGGAGCCGAUACCGAGCUGCCACAAUCUCCUCAGCGGAACCAGAGGACUCUCGAAUCCUUCUUCGCAGCAAAGUCACAAGACCUCUCCAAUACCAGCAGCAGCAGCAGCAGCAACAGCAGGAGCAGUAGUGGUAUUGCAACACCGAUGAUGACGACGGCCUCACCUGUGUGGAACUACGAGGUGCAAAAGCAAUCUCAAUGGGACGAGGCUUUGUCUCUGGUACAACCGAAUCAACAAUCACAGCACCAACGACAACCCCAGCAACGGCAAAACAUAUAUACCAUGUGGUCUUCUCUUUCUCCUUCUUCGCAGGGCCACUUCCUCCAAAGUACACCACUAACGUGA
Messenger RNA from Exophiala spinifera, 738 nucleotides. RefSeq lists its product as uncharacterized. NCBI's taxonomy places the organism in Eukaryota, Fungi, Ascomycota, Eurotiomycetes, Chaetothyriales, Herpotrichiellaceae. The transcript has 2 exons. The coding region runs from base 1 to 738 and encodes 245 amino acids. The record is from RefSeq and is a predicted model, not a curated record.